This is a messenger RNA of Xyrichtys novacula (pearly razorfish), 28984 nucleotides long. The record is from the annotation of a GenBank genome assembly. Lineage: Eukaryota; Metazoa; Chordata; Actinopteri; Labriformes; Labridae.
CUAUCUCGCGCCUUUGCCGCUGCGCAGUCCAUCUUGCCUCUCGUAUCGCUGCUGUCACCCUCUGCCAGCGCGCCGUCCGUGUUGUUGUAGUAAAUAAUGGCGGCAUCUGGGGGAGGAUUAUCACCUCCCGCUACCGUCGCGGGCUUGAGCACCCAGGCUCCAGCGAAGGCUCGAUUCCCGGGUCGACCGUGCACGGCUCGGAGCAGGCUGCGGUCGGAGAAACGAACCAGACGCGGAAGGUUGGGCUCGGCUGAUGGAGAGCAGCCUGCCGGAGGGCCGAGGCCCGUAAACAUCGGCCUUGCGUUGAGUGAGGACCCGUCCCUGCUGCGUCUGCUCGGGGUGGCGGAGAAGCACAGUCGGCAGAGAGAUGCAGGCUUCGACUCCAGCGACAGUGAGGAGGUGAAUAAGCUAACCAUAGCAUGUCAGCUACAGGGUUACAGUACGCUUUAUGAAACAGCCAGAGGAAGAUAAUUGAACAGACCAACACAAAAAAGCUUUUUGUUUAUUACUCUUGUAAAGUAUUUAAGCUAAUGUAGCGCUAGUUAGCGAUAACUUAGCAAACACUCAACCAAAAUAAGUGAGUGAAGCUAUCCGUGUGCCUGCAGGGGAGGAUUCAGAUUGGUUGAUGGGUUUAUAUUUCCAGACUGCUGCCUAUGCUAUUAUUAAAAUUGAUGACCUGAUUUUAAAUUAAUAUAUCACUGUUAAUAGAAACAGAGAGGCUUUUACUGAGACUGUCCAGUUGGAUUUUUUUGUAACCGAGAAACAUAAGGCGGAAACUUUGGCGCUAUGAUAACCAUCGUGUCUGGUGUUUGUUGUGGAAACGGGGGCAUGUCUUUGGUUAUUAAUCCCCAAACUCAGCGUGUUUCUAUGAGGUGCAUUUCCCCUCACGGUGCAGACAUCCACAAGUUGUUACUAUUGUCGUUUUCCAAAUGUAGCUGCUGCUUCCCUCUCUCCACGUUGGAGCCACCAGCUGACUGCUCAGUGUCUUUAACGUCACUUUAACGUGAGCUGCAACAGGAAGAGCAACAAUAACGUUAUUCACACGUUGAUUGGACUAUCCAUCUUUAUAUUUUCUUUUAUAUAAACCUCAUUUUGCUUUGUGUUAACAAAAAAUAUCCCUAUUAUGCAUAUCUUCCACUUUAAUGUUGAAUUAUCUAUAUAACAACACUACCACAAAUUCUACUUACAGUAAGAUUCAGUUUUGGUCAACAUCAACAAUAUUUGGUGUUUCAUGAUUCUUGUCGUUGGGGCAGGGAGAUAUGAGAAAAAGUUUAUCAGGAUGUAUUAUUUUCAUAUUAGUUGAUAUUGAUAUAUAUCACCCAUGCAAUACAAUAAGCUCUGUGCUCUGGUGUCCAGUAAAAGUAGAAGCCUUGCGUAUCCGAUUUGACCGCCAGAGCCGAUCCGCAGCGGAGCCGGACGGAUUCUGUUGAAUCACACACAUUGAUUAUAAUGCUUCCGGAUUUGAUCCACCGGCCGUGCCAUGAAUGGUCGGUUGUUUCGGCUGCACAGGCGCCAUGGGCUUCUUGCUCCGCUCAGGGUUUGUAGUGCUGUCGUCUUCACGUGUAAAAGUGUUAUGGUUGUGUGUAGCUGCAGCCUGCUACUAUGCAAUUGUUUGCAACUUGGUUCUAAUUCAGCACGAUUGAUCUACCAAAACAUGGCAGAAUGCUGACUAUCGAAAAGCAUAUUGACCAUUUUUUAUAUUGAUAUUGAGAGAAAUUAAUUUUCAAUAUAUAUUGUUAUUGUUUUAUCGCCCAGCCCUACUUGUCGUGUUAACCGAUAAUAAUACACACAGGACUAGACAUUAUUGGUCUCAACUUAUUUGCUGGUCUCAUUGUUUACUGACAUUGUAAAAUAAUUCAUGAGGCUUUCAAGUGGAUAUUUUCUGCGCACAUCUAUUUGAGUUGGACAUAUAUUCAAACAUAACUAUAUGAAACCAGUGAGCAAGACCUUGAAUCUGCAGCAUUGUACCAAAGCUGCAGUGUUAAAUACCCCUCACAUCCAAAGUGGUCUCCUUUAAACCAUGCCAGACAGGAUAAUGAUAAUGAUAUAAAGCUUAAUCAGAUCUUGUUAUAUUAUUCAAUCUUCCGAACAGGGGGCUUUAGUGUCUGACAUCAGUCUGAAUUCACUGAUGCAAUCCCUUUAGAGUGGACUGUAACAGAAUCACAUGGCCUACGUUUAAGCUUGUGGGUGCUGCAUAAGUGUAGUACCACACAUCACUCAUUGCUUCUUCUUGCACUCAUGUGCUCUUCAGUGCUUUUGAAUGGACAUCAUUAGUGAAGUCUCAUCACUGACAAAUACAGUAAGUCUUUAUUUUGCAAAUUAAAAAGGAUGUGAGUAGUUACAGAUGUGGUGUGCUUGAAUUCUGCUUAGCAGCAAGUUUUUGCAUAUGCAGUGGAGAGGUUUCUAAAUGAUAGGAUGCUGGAGGCAGGUUCUUUUUCUAAAGCAGCUGUUAAAACGUUUGUGUUACUGUAGUAUGGGUGUUUGAUUUCACUACAAGUAAUUUAAAUUCAGUACAGGUGCUCCUCCUCUUCUGUUCUCCGUACCUCUUCUAUUAUUUGCAGAGAGAUGCAGAGCAGGUACACAGCCUACUGAAUGUUUUUUUUUUAUUGUUGACUCACAAAUUGGGACCAAAAUCUGCUACAUUUGUUGCCUCAGCAGCUGAUUCUGACGCAACACUUGAGCAAGAGUAGAUUGCCGUGCUGAUGCUUCAGCUAUAACUGUUGCGGAGGUAGUACCUGAGAAUCAAAUGAAAUGAAAUGAGUCAUAAAAAGUUGAAAACUAAAAUUUGUUUCUGUUGCACAUAGCUGAAAAAAGGAAAUUCAGUUGGGCUUAUUUUUAAGGGACAAAAUUGGAAUAGAUUUCUGAUUUAAGAUUUGAUAAAUCACCAAGAGUUUUACCAGUGAAUAUAUGAGCAUGCCUACCAACUUUAACUAUAAUCAUUCUUGAUAGAAAUGUUUAAAAUCUGAACAAGUAUUUAUCAUAACAUUUAUUGGCCAUAGACAGAGGUUUUUAUAUCAUUUCAAAUUGAACACAUAAAUUAAGAUACAUAUCAUCCACAUGAUGAAGUAACUGCAGAUGUAGAAUAAAGAAAAUAUUGAGCUAUAAUCUGGAACUAAAAUAACUCUUACUUUAAGCAGCUUACAGAAAAAAGUAGAACAAGUCGACAGCAGAUCUUUUUGCCCAUUUUGAAGACACACAGAGGAUCAGCAUUUCUACCAUUGAUGUCAUCAAAACAUAAAGCCCAAGUCUGUCAAUGUUUGUUUUGAAAUCAAAAUCAACACCCUAAAAUUUAAGAUCAACUACCUGAGUUAAGUUAUUCACUGACAUAUUCUUCUCUUUUUUUUUUCAGGAGGAAGAGUUCACUGGAUUUGGGACCUCGACAGCCCGUUCAAAGAAAACUUCAGUCACUGUUUCGAAGCCCCCACCUCCUGCAGCCUCAGAUUCUUCUGCUGAGGCAAAGCCUCUCAUCGGAAAAAUUAUACCCAGGAGCCAAAAACCAUCUCUGAUUGGGAAAAUUGUACCAAGGAUUCCUAAAGAGGGCCAGGAAGUCAAAGAGAGCACGGAGAAAGGCAAAGAAAUACCAAAGGUGGUCAUUAGAUUUCGAGGCAAACAGGGGGCCCCAACUGCAAAAGACAUCUCAGGUAGACAGAGCAGCACCGAGUCAGCUGACUCCAUCAAGAGAGCAGGAAAAUCAGCGAGUUCAAGCAGCAUGGAAAACCAAACAGCCGUUAAUUCAGCAGAUGUGCUGACUGGUGCUCAGACAGCUGUCACUGGUGUAGAAGACGCUUCCAAAGUCAAAGAAGAGUCAGAGGAGUCUGACAACGACCAAACACGGCCACAAAGAGCUGUGAAACGCAUGAGGGGCUUUCAAAUGGGGCAAGUGAGACGCUCAUCUCAGGCAGUUGCUUUGUCCUUUCACAAACGGCAGAGAAAGAGGACAGCUAAGGCCAUGGGGGCUUCGCCAGAGGCCGGGUCAGAGGCUGGCCUGCAAAGUGGAGAGGAGGCGGCAAUGCCUCUUGAGUGUAAAGCUGCAGAUACCCCUACAAAAAGACCACACAAACGACCACGUCGGGCUCUGUGGGGGCAAAGGCGAAAGCCACUGAAAGACGAUUCAGUGAAUAAAGGUCCAAAAAUUAAGCGUAAUCGCACAAAGCGAGUUUUUUACACCUAUGUAACAGAACCAGUUCCAGGCACAGAAACGACAGACGGGCAGCUACAAAAUCAGAGCACCACUCCAUCACAGGGGAAGACCAUCUUGUUUUCUGAACAACACCAGCAAGGCUCUAAUAACUCCUCCACCACUGUCACAGGUGGACGCUCCGCCCGGGUCAUCAAAGUGCCAAAGAGGUUCCUGGAUGAAGAAGUCCCACUUCCAAAGGGUUCACGGUCAACAUCACUGAAAAGCCAUCAAAAGGAGGAUGAAAAACCAAGUCUAUCAUGUCAGGUGAUGAGCAGCGACGACAGCUCUUUGCUGUCAGACAGUGACUCAGACUCCGAGGAAGACAGUCCGUCCCCUGUGACAGAGUUCCCAUCAAAGCCCAGCCUGCACCCAAGCCACCAGGAGAUCUACAAGAACCUCAAAAAACUCACCUUGAAACUGGCAGAAAAAAAGAAAAGCCAGCCCGACCCCCAGGGUGAGAGCACACUUCCUGGUGAUAGUUUGACUACUAAAGUCAGGAAGAGGCGGAGGCCAAAGGUCACAAUGGAGGAGAUGGACUCUCCUGGUGUUGUGAGAAGACUCGCCAUUGUGGUGAACACAGACACAGGGGUACAGUCGCAUGUGGAUUUGGGAGAACAAGGCAGCAACAAUGGUAAGAAUCGUUUUGUUAAAAUCUUGUUGCUUCUUUACAGAAUCUGUCCUGGAUUAAGAGAUUUUUUUCUACAAUAGAAUCAUCAGCUCAGAAUGAUAAAAUCUGGUUCCUUUUAAACUCGGCUGAAUGCUUGAGACAGCAGCGACUUAAACUGGAGCUUCAGAGAAGAGUCAACUUAUGUCUGGGCUUAAUAGCACCUUAAAUAUUAAUACAAUAUAGAUUAAAGGUGCGAGCAGCAUUAAGCAAGCCCUCGCACCUUUGCCCACAUUAGAAAUGAAGCAUGUCGGGCUGGGUUAACGUCAGAUUGUAGAGCAGUCACAGAGUUUGCUUAGAAAAAGUAGCAAUCAGAAUAUCUCGGAAAAGGUUUGAUUUGAGCUGUGCAUGAAGAGUGAGCGCGCUUACCCUGCAUCCCAGAGUUUUCAAACAGUUAUUUAAACCAGAAGCUCUUCAUAAUGCUUAGAAAGGAAUGAACUAUGAGUUUUUUGCACAAGCUAAAGAUAAAUUCUUCAAUUUCCUUGUGGUUGGACUAAAAUAGCACACAAUACUAAAGAAAGGAGGACAAAUGUUACUGAAGACAAAGAUUUGAAAAAAGGCUUUGUGGAUGUCAAACUAUGAACAGCUUCAUUGGCCCUUCCUGUAUUAUAGGCACAUUUAAGAUAAAAUGUUUUUCCUGUGUCGUGGUGAAACGUCUUUAAGUCCCUAAUUACAAAUUCAAAUAUCUGAAAAACUGCACAGAUAAUUAUAAGAAUUGAUGAUUCUGCUUCACUGUUAUAAUGAGUUACGAGUAUGUGACUACGUUAUCUCAGCAGAGUUUCUUUCAUCUUGAUUUUAGGCGCAGGGGAAGCAGGAACUAAACCCGAGGACAGCCACGAAGCAUUGGAAGUCAGUGGUUCCAGCCAUCGGAUUGGUCCCAGUGGAGCGAAUAAGACGAUGCUCCACCUGCUGAAGAAAGCAAAAGUCCAGCUUAUUAAGAUCGAUCAGCAAAAGCAGCUCAAACUAUCACAGGUACAAAAGCACAAGUUACAUUUUUUUUGAGUGACUGUUGAAUUCAGUCUGACAGUAAAAAUCUUAUUAGCUAAUUCAGAAAAGUAACGGUCAUCACUUCAAACUUUUCUUUUUCUUGCUGUCUGGACUGAUAGCUGGGAUCAAGAGAAGCAGGAGUUCCAAUGAGUGGAAGGAGGAGGAGACGAAUUAGUGUACCUCCCAGAGAUCUUGGUCCUCAGGUAAUGCCAUAAACAGGGACAUUAAUAUUAACCCUGUAACUUUUUGUUUAUGCUUAUACAAAAGAGAAAGAGUCUAAUCCACAGAGUAAAUUAAGGGCUUCCUUUUGUCUAAGAAGUAUAAAACUUACACUAAUACAUGCACAUUUGUCAUUCAAUAUCUUUGUAUCUCACGGUGUGUCUUUCUUUCAUGCAGGAGCAGCCGCUUGGUGGUCCGAGAAUCAAACAUGUCUGCCGGGCAGCAGCUGUGGCUUUGGGGCAGCCCCGUGCGAUGGUGCCGGACGAUAUUCCCAGACUCAGUGCCCUACCACUUCAUGAGAGAGAGGGCAUCACUUUUUCGCAAGCUACAGAAGGUACAGUGCACCUAUACUGUAUACUGCGUUGAAGUUGUCUUUCAUGUGAUGUUGUUUAAAAUCUUAAAUGCACAUUAACUAAAUUCAGUUUGCAAAGUUCAGGAAGCGAUGUGGCCAAAUACCUCUGUACCAGUAGUGAAGAACUGGACUGUUAUAUCUGUUGUCUGUUUAAAAAAAAAAAAAAAAGGUGAGAUAAUUGGGGCAACGUCAGGCCACCAUACAGCCGGCAGCUAAGCUCCGGUCAGAAGCAAAACAGAGUCUGUAGAUGAAUGAGUGUGCAGCGGGUGUGUGUGAAGCUCACACUGUUUGUUUUCACUGGCAGAGUCUGUUAAAUCACAUGCUGGGUCACACAGAUAUAUCAGGGCUGGUUGGGUCGAUGUAAAAGUAUGAAGGUGUAGUGGCAGCCGUUCCUCUCAGCAUUGUUGGGGAAUCAACAAAAAAAGAAAUAAAACUGAUGGCAACUCUGCUCGAAAUGAGUAUUUUUAAAGCUUAUUGAAAGAGUGUUUUAAAACGUGGAGUCAGACACACAACACAAAGAGCUGCUGCUAAACAAAGAGGACUUCUAGAGGCUGUGUGAGGAUGGGGUUUCAGUCAGAACCAUCACAAUGUCGCUACAGUUUCCAGAAAAGCUAAUCAACACAUGAUUGAAAAAUAUUUAGGCAGAUAACUUUGCCUAAAUAAAGUGUAACACAAAUAAAUCCAUCUAUUUAUAAUACUUUUAUGAGGAGGCUGCAAAAAUUGUCUUCAUGAUGUUAGAAAAAAUUACUGCAAAUUGCUUUGAGAUGGUAAAAACAAGAUGACUAUAAGUUUUAGGCUUUAAAGGGAUAUUCUGGCGUAAAAUUAAGUUAGGUCAAACACACCAUAACACUGAGUUAGACAACCCCUCGAGAGAUAAAUGUUGCAGACCGCUUGCUUCUCUAGUUAUACAAACUUUAGUAACAAACGCAGGAUAGCAAUACACAGCGGUCUGAGGAGCCAUAUACAAACCUCAACCAAAACACCACUCUGUAGCCACAAAUAAUGCUCAGAACAUCACCUAACUUCAUCAACAGUACAUAUAGGGUCCUAGCCACAGCACUAGCCACAAAACAUCUUUUUAGCUUUGCCUAAUUUAUUUAGCAAAGAGACUAAACACAAUUCACCCACUCUCUUCCAGCAGCCGCUUGUUUGUAGUGAGACCUCAGGCCAGUCCAUUACAGACUACAGCGGGGUGUCACAGCUCGAGGAAGAACAUUUAUGGUCAUUACUAAUAAUAAUAUUGUGAUUAUUACUUCAAGAAAAUGAUAAAGAAAUGAUCAUAAAUGUUCUUCCUUGAGCUGUGGCACCCCGCUGUAGUCCAUAAUGGACUGGCCUGAGGUCUCCCUUCAAAUAAGUGGCUGCUGGAAGAGAGUGGGUGAAUUGUGUUUAGUCUCUUUGCUAAAGAAAUCAGGUAAAGUUAAAAAGAUGUUUGGUGUCUAGUACUAUGGCUGGGACCCCAUAUGUACUGUUGAUGAAGUUAGGUGCUGUUCUGAGCAUUAUUUGAGGUUACAAAGUGGCGUUUUGGUUGAGCGUGUGGCUCUCUGUACUGCUAUCCUGCAGUCGUUACUACAAGCAGUCUGAACAUUCAUCUCCUGGGGGGUUGUCUAACUCUGUGUUUCGAUGUGUUUGACCCUAAAUUAAUUUUAUGCCAGAAUAUCCCUUUAAUGUGGCUUAAUCUGGUGUUUAAGGGUCUUUACAUUGAAGUUGCUUGACCUUCAUUGACUAGUAAAGCAGAUUAUAAGCAGCACUUCACAUUUCCAAAGUGAAGUGUGCUGCUGCGUAGUUAGACUUACUGAAUCACCACGUCAUUCGUUCACAGAUUGACUGUUAAAACAUAAACGUCACGAUAACAUAACCGUCUCCCAAGGUAGGUUUUAUUUUUGAUCUCAUUCAUUGUUUCAAACUUUAUUGGCAUCGUCCAGGUUUCAGUCCAUAUGCUUCCAGCUGUUGUCUGGCAAAGCUACUCAGCUAGUUUCUUUGAAUGAAACCUUCACCAGCUAAAAUUGAAAACUGCUUCUGCAAAAGUAAACACACAGCUUAAAAAUCAAACCAAACAGAAUCUACCGAGCAAAAAAUUUCAAAGAAAACUGCUCAUUUUUUUAGUUUUAUGUAGUUGUAAUUAAGAUACUUGCCAGCCAAAAUAUCUUUUGUCACACACAGAUUAGCCACCGCUGUUGGAAAGCUUUACCCAACACUGGUCGAGUGAGCAUCACUCAGUAUGAGGUGAGGAAGUGCCGUUUGACAAAUGAACACAUUUAGUUUUUGCUAGGAGAAGAAAUGAUCCUUUCACAAGACUAUUUGAGCUAAAUAGUUCAUUUAAAACAUGAAAACAACCACCUCUAAGUACCUUUAUUUUUUUUCUCUGUCUGAAGUUGCUUUGUGCCAGCUGGCAUUAAAAUAAAAACCACUGGGGGUUGCAAACGCUCUCAAGGGGAUUUAAGUUUCAAAUUUCUAUCCAGUUGCUUUCUAAUCAAAAAAAAAAAAGAAGAAGUCAAGGUGGGGGACUUCCACAAGCAGUUGUUGAGACUUCUCAUGUGUUUGUGCAUCCACCUUACUUUACUUUAGAGAGACCCUUUGGCUUUGUUCAGACUGAUUCCCUCUGCAGUAGAUGAUCCAAGCUACAUUUGGAUGUAGCUUGGAUGAGCCUAACGAAUGUGUUGUAGCCUCCUUCACCACUAAUCUUUUGGAGCUCUUAAUAAUCCCUCAUAGUUACAGAUGCCUGCGUAGUUAUCACAGACCUCCAUGCAGUGAGGGUGGAUGUCUGGACACACAAAUCUGACUUGUGAACCUUUUUGAAGAGCAAAUCUGAUUGACCUGCAGUCUUAACAAAGCCUUAGAGUUCUUCAGGCAGCCAGUAGCAACAUGUAGCUGCAGUAGUCAGGUUUGCUUGUUAGCAGGAAAAAGUAAACUCUAGUGUGUAAGCUCGUCCAAUCACAGGAGCCCUCCUGCUGGCUGAAUACUAGUAAGUUCUGGCACUCAAAUAUGUCAGCCCCACAGCACAUCAGCACUCACUGAUUUCUGACUUAGACACCGUAUGUUGUUGCUCUUCACUCAUCCUUCACGUCUCUCACUUGCAGAUGUGGCGGAUGACGACGACGACAUCACUGAUCAGGGCAGGGCUCAGUGGGUUGUCUCUCAGGAAAGCAUCCAGCGGAGGAGGAGAAGGGGGAGGGGGAGGGGAAUCGGCCGGAGGUUCAGGAAGGCCCUGAGUGCGUUUGCACCAGGGGGACUCCGCUCCCGGCGCUGCGGUGUCUGCAAAGGCUGUUUGGUAGUGGAGGACUGUGCGAAGUGUAUGAACUGUCUGGACAAGCCCAAAUAUGGGGGGCCGAAUACCAAGCGGCAGUGUUGCAUGUAAGUUAACCUAGAUGAUAGAUUUUUUUGUGAGUAAAAGCAGAGAAAAUAAGUAACUAAAUAACUGAGAAUCUUUAAAAUUUCAGAGAUAGUGACAAAUUCUAAUUUGUUCUCCCUUAACUGUCUUGAUCUGAUUUUACUGAGCUUUCAUGGGGGUGUGGAAAAAUACAAAAUGUUGGCGUUUAAGAGUAAUUUUGAUGUUACUGUAUGACACUUAUACAGAGUUGGAAUUUCCAUACUUUUCCAUACUCUACUUUUUAGAAUUAUUUUUGGAAAUACCGAUUUUUCUAUUUUAGAAAAGAGUAUUUUAUAACUGUGGUAAUAUAGUCUGUUAACAGAUAUAUUUUAUUUACUAGUGAUGCACGAUAUGAAAAAUUUCAACCGAUACCGAUAACCGAUAAUUUUCUUCUUCUCAUGGCCAAUACCGAUACCGAUAACCGAUAAAUUCAUAUUUUUACAUUUAUUAUAAUCUUCAUAUAAUCUGCAGUUUGUGCAGGAUGCAGCGAUUGAAAACUGAUGUUUUUGUUGCUCUGGCCUAUCUAGAACAACAAACAAAAGUUUUUGGCUCUUCAAAUGUGGUCAUUUGCUAUAAAUAACAAUAACAGAGCAAAAAGCAGAACUUCAUUUGAUCCCCUGAACUGUUCAACAGAACUGUAAACUGUAAAGGAGCUAUUAUGAGACGUUAGGCUUAGCAUGCUGACCGGACUAACAUCUGACGUCCAUAUGUCUGUGGUAAAACUCACGUGUAGUCCGUUCUUGUCGAUCAGGUUGUGAAUGUAUGUGGCGACAAUAUCAUAGAGUGCACGAAGAGACACAUCCGAGAAGAAGCGGCGGCUUGGGAGAGUGUAACGUGGCUCCAAGUGUGCUAUUAACUUGCGAAAACCCGGGUUCUCAACGACGGAAAAAGGCUGGUCGUCGACCGCUAUGAACUCCAUCACUUUGUCGUUAAUGGCUUUAGCCUUUUCGCUGUCUCUUGAAAAGCUUUUGCAGUUUUUAAACGCCCGCUGAAUGGGGACAUCGAUCCUCCGUAGUGUUGUUGUCUUAGCUUUAGUACCGCUAGCAGCUUCGGCGGCUGUCUCAUAUUCCUUUACUACCGCUUCGCCGUGAUGGCGACUUUUCAGAUGAGCUAUCAGAUUCGCUGUGUUAAUACCUGACGUCUUCUUUCCUCCUCUCGGAAUCCUCGCUGAACAGGUUUUGCAUAUAGCAGCUGUUGUCAUCUUCUGCCACUGAGAGAAACGACCAUGCUGGUGAAGACAUUUUAUUAUCUGUCAGGUAGUGACGGGGUCAGGCUUGGGACCUGCGAGUAAGGCGCGAUAGAUGACGUAACCAGCGCGUCUCGGACGGGCAGCUACUCCGCCUGCAAACGUUACUCGUAAUUUCAUUAAUAUAUCGGAUCUUUCUAUCGGAAAAAUGCACCUAUCGGACCGAUAAAAAAUGACGUAAUUUCCCCCCAAAUCGGCCGAUAUUUUAUCGGUCCGAUAAAUAUCGUGCAUCCCUAUUAUUUACCAUACUUUUUAAAACCUGUAAAUUGAUCAAAUUACUUUCUUUUCCAUACUGCAUACUCUCCAUACUUGCAAGAGAGCACUUAACACUAAUAAUGUUUUUGAGAAGUUCUAGAAUUACUUAUAGGUUGAACACUUAAUUUACAUAACUCAAAAUACAUAAUUUAUGUAUUAUUUUAAUUAUUAUGUAGUAAAAUACUGGAACAAUUGAAAGUUGAUUCUCACUGUUUUUCCUUCAGACACAAGAAGUGUGAGCGGAUUGAGAAAGCAAAGAUGCAGCGCUUUCUCAAAUCAAUGAAACGUAAGUCUCUGAUUCAUGGAUGCUCUGUUAUUCUUAGUUCUCUAACCUCUCAGCUUUUUUUUAAAUGUCUUUUCUAACUUUUUAAAAAAAUUUGAUUAUCCUUGUAGUGUCAUGUAAUGGUUCAUUUGUGUCUUGCUGCAAAACAAAUUGAUCUAGAGGAAAAACUAGAGUUACCUGAUUCUGAAACCGGAACAAAAUAAAUCAGUGUUUUUUCACAUUGGUGAAUCAAUAGGCGCUUCUUUCUCAGUCCAGUCGAGGAAGUUGUCGGCUUCUGUGUCCAGCAGUGAGGACGGAGGGGGAGAGGGAUCCUCCUCGAUGGCUCUCGGGAUCAGAAAACACUCCCUACGUAACAUCAAACCGCGCUCCUACAGCAGCCUGCUGGAGUCUGAAUCUGAGGAAGAGGAGUACGAAGAAAAGGAAAAGGAAGAAAAACCCGUGGUCAAGGCAGAAAAAUCGGCAGUCAAGGCAGAAAAAUCGGCAGUCAAGCCAGAUGUAGCUGCUUCGAGAAACCAAGGUAACUUAUUUUAAGUUUUUUUUUUUUAGAUUUCAACAAUUAAAUUACAAAAUUCUAUUCAAGUGACCAACUAAAGAAAGGAAAGAGUUUUCACAUCACAUUUACUUUCUCUUUCUUUAACUUUCAUGUUUUUAUCGAGAGGUUGGACAGUGGAUAGACAAUUACAGAGUUAAAGCAGGGAAUUUAAGAGUAGUGAAAGGCUGCAGUUAUAAAUCCAAUCAGGGCUGCAUUCAGACUCUGUAGACAGGAUUCGCAAAUUUGCUAUUUUGCUAAAUUACCCUCUCAAAAACAGAAGUUGAUACUCAGCUAACAGAAAGGACUUUUCUUCAUGUACCAGAAAAGUGUUUCAAAUUUUGUUCUCCUUACUUUUCUCCUUUUCUCCCUAGAUCCUGAUUGUCAAGAUGGCGGAUUUCUGCUGGACAACCCUCCCUCUGAGGCUGUGAAACAACGACGGCCGGUCCAUCGAGGAGCCGUGAGCAGACCCAAAGCUUACAAGGUAAAUCAUACGGUAGAUAUCCCUCCCUCGUUUCUGGUAUGUUACUUUAAAAAAAAAAAACCUGGGGCAAAAUGUACUUUAGGGAAAUGUUUUUUUUUGUGUGUGUGUAUGUUGUGUUAGUACAAACAUUAAAUAUAACCACUGAAAAAAAAAAGGUCUGUUCAGGUUCGAAUGACAGUUUAAUGGUAGCGAUUUAGACAGCGAAAACCUUAAACAUUUCCAGAAACACUUUGCCCAGGUUUGUAAAUCACUUUAUUUCUUUUUAAUUUGUUAACGCCUGUUUGAAUGAGCAUUUUUUUAACAACACUUGCAUUCAGCCUUUGCUAAUCCUCUGGCUCUUUUCUCCUCUGUAUGACACGUCUGGCAAAUACUAAUCAUGCAAAUCAAAAAGCAAUAAGUCAAAUAUCCAAAGCAGAGAAAAUAGUUAGGAAAACGACCCUAAAAAACAGUAUUUUCAAUAUAGUUGCUGUUCCAGAUUAAGACCUGUGCGGUUUUGUGUGGAUGUUAAUUUAACCGUAUGGAUACACUGUCAGAUUUCUGCACACAGUAUAAAUAAGUGAGUGUCUGCUGGGGUGAGAUAACUGUUAAAUUUAAGGGACACGGGACUCUGAUAAAAAGAGAGUCCCGCUACGAUAUUGAUAUCAGAUAUCGGUCCGAUAUUAGCAAAAAAAAAAACAAAUAUCGAAUUAUAUCAGCGUGCAUCUGAAAUCUCUUGAUAUCAGCACUCCGAUACAAGCAGUCCAUUCCAGACACCUCUAUCUAGCAGAGCCCACAAAAACAACAACAGUGUGUACUAAGAGGUACUAACAAAGUAGCAAGGAGUAGGAGUGAUGUGGUCAUGAGGCAGUAUUUUUGUUUAAGUCCUCAAAAGAAAUUGCAGCUGAGUGAAAAACUUGUCAUGCACAAUUUUUUGCCAAUAUCAGAUCAAUGUCGGUAUCGAUUGAAGGCGACAAUUGGGCCUUUUUGUAGGUUAGCUCAGACACAACAGGACCAGCAUUUUCAGCCUGCGAUUAUAAAAUAUUAAUUGACUUAGUAGUUUCAUUCAGUUUGGUCUACAGGGUGUGCCAAAAUCACUGCUACUCAAAAGUUCCUUAUAGCAGCUUUACUUGUGCUUUGAGCAUCAAUAAAAUCUGUAAUUGCUUGGUAACACCGCUAACCUAGAAGUUGAAAAAGGCUGCAACUUGUUCUCAUCACUAAGAUGACUUGUAUAUCUUUGCAUCGCUGGCUUAACUUCUGCUUUUUGCGAUUGACAACCAUUUUGCUUCUUCAUAUCACGACAGUCUCAUUAAGCAAACAAUCUUUACCAAUGUGCUGUUUGUUUCACCUUUAGCUCUGCAUUGCUUGCUCUUGUGCUAUUCAACAAACAGUAGAUUUCUUAUUUUUUUAAAUUGUUGAGUUUGUCUCCAUCUCUGCAUGUGUUGGUUGUGAAUCGGUAGGACUGGUUUUGUUAUCUGAUCCAGAGCAUGCAUCUUAAAAUCAAUGAGCAUUCUUUUUACUCAUUGGUGUUCAGUGAUUUGCAAUGGCGUUUGCCGUUUACUCCGUAUUGCUCCUACUCCUGAAACACAGCAGCAACAAAGGAAGAUACCGCACUUUAAAGAAGACGUUAAUUCAAGAGCAGGAAAUCAACAAUGCUCGGUCAACUUUCACUUUUUAGUUAUUAGAGACAGUUCAUGGAUGGAUUUUUUUUUUUUGCACAAUGCAUGCGUCUGUUUAAAAAGAUCAGUAGUGAAUAUCUUAUUUAGAGGUACACCGCAUUAACUCUUAUUUAUGGUUUGCUGCAUGUAUACGUCAGACUCUGUUUGACAGGCUGUGUGUGUGCAUGCAUUUAAAGCUGUGCCAUGACAGUUUCCGCUGUUUUAUCCAUGCAAGAGAUGCAUGAAAGCUGCGAUAGACCUAACAAUUCUGUCAAUAUCCCCAAAAUACUAUAUAAAAAAAACAGAAUUAUAGGAUAUUGUUAAAAGAAUGUAUUGUUGGGAGCAAAAGUGCAAUGCACAAAGCAGAAGGAAAGAAAGCCGAGUCCUCCUCUGUGAACAAAACUCAGUCAGUGAAACAUCUGCACCUGUUCCUGACCUCAAAUCUGCAUUUUCACGGAUAAUGGUCUCUACAACUGGAGACGCCGUAAAUGUUUAAACGUAACCGAGGAUGUUGCAGCAGUUGAACUUCUGAAGUUGUUCUUAUUUUAUGGCAUUAUUACCACAAUUUAAACACCAACCUCUGUCUGAACAAAGUCUUUGUACAGUUUUUGUCUAACAGUCAUUUAAAGAGAUAUUUUAAUGUAAAGAGUCUUCAAUUUGGACAUGGUAUCCUCCCCAUGAGAUGCUAGCACCUGUGUCCAAAUAUAACACUGAUGGUUUGUUUGUUUUCCUGAAUGGAAGAAAUUAGAAAUUUCAAUUAUCUGUUUAUUUACUCCUUGUAGUCACACCUUUACGUCUACUUCUACCUCCGGAUGCAUUUGCUAAACUUUCUCUACUUUUUCUGACUGUUGAUUCCUGGCUAACACAAUGCUCAAAGACUCAGUGCUCCUUCCCUUUACUGUCACUUUUGCUGCUGCCGGUCGCCGCCUCUGCAUGUUACUACUAGUAUCAGUAAAACUUUGGAACCUGUGGUGCUGGUUGGCUUAGGCAGUCCCCUCCUUCGCAGGAUCAGGAGAACACGGAAGAGACGGAGCCCCGAGGCACCAACCUGUCCAGGAGCCCAGUGCCGAAGCUGCAGCAGCAGCUACGAGUACACUUACGCCGUCUGCCUGAUUCAAUGCUGCAGCCUGCUCUUUCCCCGCGGCGUUCGGAUCAGUGUGCUUCGAAGUCCCAUCCGUUAUUGUCCCAGCUUCUAGCGCAGUCUGCUGUUUCACUUUCAUCCCAUCCCACGACACAGUCCCCUACAGAGCCGCCCCCGCCUGUCCUGCAUCCCGCUUCAGCUUCUCCACUUUCACCAGUAGACUCUGUUCAGAAAUCUCUGCGGUUAUGUUUGCACCGUUUGCCCCAGGCUGUAGUGCAGUCGGCCGCACGUUUGCACAAAUAUAUGUUGUCGUCAUCAUCUUCAUGUACACUCCAGUCUGCGCAGCACACACCUCUGACAGAGUCAAAGUUGUGCCAGGCGGGACAUCCAGAAGUGCAGACAAAAACAGACGCGACAACGGGAGCUAAAACAGAUCUCAGUACUGUGAAUGUUCCGCGUCACACUGCAAAUCCACUCACUGAGUUACAGGAGCGCAGGCAAGAGGAGCAGGAGGACGCACCGAGGGAUCUGCCCGAAGAGAGGGAGGACGCCAAGGAUUCUGUUACAGAGAGAGUGCCGCAAACCUCUUACCAACACUAUGUCCUUCGUUCCCAGAAUUCUGCAGAGUGUGCAUCAGCGAGCACCCCGGCAGGGUUCACUAAUGGAUUUCCCCAAAAGGGCCUGUCGCAGAACAAGUACAAGAUCCGGGUGGACUUUAAGGUGGGUUUUUUUGCAUGUACGUCAUGCCAGCUUCAACAUGGUGAACAUUAGAUGUGAAUAGUCGGUGUUUUGACAGUCUGGACUAGGGUUGCAAAGGAACGAAUAAUUUCUUGCAAAUUUCAAGAAACUUUCCAUGGGAAGUUAAGCUGGGGAAUUUUGGAAAUAUGUCAAAUUGGAAACUUUUGAUGGGAAUUUACUGGAAAUUAACUGGAAAUUGGGGGUAAUUUAGACAAACUGUAUCAUAUCCAAACAUAAAUGUAAAGAGGAGUCAGAAGAAAACAGCAUCACAUUUGAGGUCGCUACCAUCAUCAUAAUAAGCUAGCCCCUUAAAUGGUCAAUGAAAUAAAAACCAGCUUACAUUUACCACCUAUUUUUAUUUUAAUUUUUGCAAGUUAUAUUUUUAUACUUUAGAUUAUAGAUCAAAUACAUUUACCCCAUAAUAUUAUCAAAACUAACUUGACUUUAUAUAGUCUGUGGGCUCAAAUGUCUUGUGCUUUGGGCUCAAAAGUGUGGCUUUCAAUGUUCAAGAAAUCAUCUGUUCAUGUAAUGGAGGAGUGUACUUGCAUUAAAUGUUUUUUUAGCCAAGAUUAUGCUACAAUAUAUUUUUCCCCAACUAUAUUUAAUUCCCCUGUUGAGGGCCAUCCUUCAAUUUUUUAAAGUUCAGAUUUAUUCACGUUAAUUUCCAUAUAUUCCCGUUAAGUCCCGUGGAAAGUUUCCAACUUCGAAAAUUCCCGAAAUUUUGCAGCCCUAGUCUGGACACAGUAUUAGAGAGAAAUAUACAGCUGAGGCAAGCAAGAAAGUAAAAUUCAGCGGUUUGUAUUUACACAUGCACUCUAGACUUCAUGAGUAAUUUUACAAGAGUGCAGUGUAUGCAUGAAAAGGGUAAAUGAUGCACUUCUAUCAUACGAUAGUUAUCAGUUUAUCAAAAUCUGCCUGCUUUGCUUUCACACUCUUUUUGGCUCCAUGUGUUUUCAGGAGGACUGUGCUGUACAGAACGUUUGGCUGAUGGGCGGCCUAAGCGUGCUCACGUCUGUCCCGACCACCCCACAACCUGUCUGCCUGCUCUGCGCCAGCAAAGGACAGCACGAGGUAAUUCAGCGCAUUUCAACCCCCACGCUUGCAAAAGGUCGGUGCUCUGUAGUGACCUAAGACUAAACAGGCUUUCUUUUCUCCUCUCCAUUCAUCAGAUGAUAUUCUGCCAGAUAUGCUGUGAACCUUUCCACAGUUUCUGCCUCUCACCGGAGGAGCGCCCAAUCGAGGAGAACAAGGAGAACUGGUGCUGCAGGCGCUGCAAAUUCUGUCACGUGUGUGGCCGUCGAAACAAGCACACAAAGGUUUGCAGCCCAGUGACAGUUUUCAUACCAGAAGUUGAAUCAAUCAGAUGUUUGGUAAAGAUUCAAGAAUGUCUUUAAGUGGUGCCGACUUCAUUCGCACUGUGAGUUGUUAAAGUCCUUAACUCACAUUUAGUUUUAAGAGUAUAAAACUUAAAUAAUUUGCAACCAAAGUCUGGACCUUUGAACAGACUUGCAUACACUUGGGUCAUGAAAAACCAAUGGUAUUUAAUUAGAAAUUUAAGUAGCAUGGACAACUUUUCUUCCUUGAUUUGAUUUGUGUGAGAGAACUUAAACAUAAGAUAAUGUACAAUCAAUAUUAAGAGGGUUUUCCUUUAUUUACAACCUUUCUAAUCAGUGUAUGUGUGCAUUUGAGGUGAUGGUGACACUGAAAAAAUGACAAAGCCUAAAACUAUGAACUUUCGUUUUUUCUCUCCAGCCUGUGUUACAGUGCAGAAGGUGCCAAACCUCAUACCAUUCUUCCUGCUUGGGACCAACUUACCCCAAGCCAAUCAACUGCAACAUUCCCUGGGUAAAUCUUUGAAAAGACCAAGAAUAUGUUUCUAUCUUCCUCUUGCUUUAUUGUUUAAUUUUUCUUCUCAAAAAAAAUAAAAAAGAUCCAGAUCCAUUUCCGUGACUCUGUGUUGUUUGUGUAGGUUUGUAUGACCUGCAUUCGCUGUAAAAGCUGUGGCGUAACUCCUGGAAAGUCCUGGGACUUGGCCUGGAACCACGAGCAAGACCUGUGUCCUGACUGCACUCGUCUUCACAAGAAGGGUAGGAACUCAGUGAGACAACAGUGUUUCCUGGGAGUGUAUUUGUGAAUAUACAGGAGCGGAAAUGGACAAAGUGACUGAUAUUGUAUUUUUAUUCUUAUCAGGUAAUUUCUGCACAGUCUGCCAUAAGUGCUACGAUGACAACAGCCAGUAUACACGAAUGAUUCAGUGUUCACAGUGCCGACACUGGAUUCAUUACACCUGUGAAGGACUUUCAGGUGAGUUAUCUCUCUGAUCAGACAUGAAAAUGUUUCAGUCAUUUCUGCUUCUGGAUGAAUUAAUGUUGAGUUUCUGCUUGAAGUGAAAAGAAACACUAGAUCUUAACCUUAUUUUAACUCCAUAGUAAUGAAACCACUCAAAUUGAUUCUAAAUUCUAAGAUUAUCAUGCUUGUUGCAAUAAUAGUACACAAAAGUAUCGCUGCCCAGAUCCCAGUCAGUGUUAUAUUCUCUACAUUGUGUUUGUCAUGACAGAUGAGCUGUUCGACUUGCUGUCACACCAAACAGAAGAAGUUCCUUUUAAGUGUUUGCCCUGCAGCCAAACUGAAACCAGCAGCUUGAAAGAGGAGCUGCAGAGGAGGCUGAUAGCUGGACUGCAGGAGGUGCUCACUGGCCUCAUCUCCAGUGACACCACACGGCACCUCCUCACCUGCAAAGCGGUAAGACGUAAACACAGAAACACGAUUUAAGAGAAACUUGGUAUAGAUAUUGUAUUUGUUGAAUUUGUCCUCUUCUCCAUUUGUUUUAGUGUCAGGAAACAAGAACCACUCCGUGUGUCAGGGAAUCACAGCAGGUCUGUGAUCUACGAGCCAUGGAGAGGAAGUUUGAAGGCAGAGGAUACACCACAAUAGUGAGUACUUUUGUCAUGUCACUCUGCCAGAAAAGGGUUUGACCUGUUCUGAUUCCUUUGUUACUGUCCUUAAAGAGAGAAAUCAUUUACAAUUCUGUCUCUUCUCCUCAAAUUUGCCCUGAUAGCCUUCAUUUUUUUUCUUUUUCUGUCAAACAGAAAGCUUUCCAUUCAGACUUUGCUGCAAUGAUGAAGAGGUGGCUGAAGGAGAAGGAGGAGACUCUUCCUGAGGGCCGGAGACCGAGCUGUCAGGCCAAGGCGCACUAUGUUAGAGUAAGCAUCUCCACCCCAUAAACAUGUCUAUUUCUUCAGGGGAGCCAUGUUUCAUUGGUUUCUCAUCCAAAUGAUCUUUUACCCCAGUUUAGCUUUAGGGUUUCUUUGUCUGGCGAAAAUUACUUAUACUACUUAUACUACAACAACAGGAGUGAAAUAUUGUCUGUAAUGUCCAAAAAUAGAUGUUUCCCCUAAUAUAAUUUGACUUAAUGUAAUAAAUUUUGCAAAUAUUUUCUUCCCCGUAGCUUGUUGAGCGGAUUUUUGGCUGGUUUCCUGCACACCGUCUAAAAAAGUGGAGCUCCUUUUCAGAGGAAUUCCCGAGGUAAGUUUGUUACGGUAAAAAUGAAGAUUAGUCCUUUAAUGUUCAAACAUAUUAAGUUUACAGUCUGUACCCUUCACUCUGUAGCGGCAUGCUCCCUGAAGCCGUCCUCCCACCCUCCAAGGAGCACAGCUAUGCACAGUGGCUUGAAAGGACUUACCAACCUGUGGAGCUCAGAGACCGUGAGCCAGGGGAAACUUGGCCAUCAUCAUCAGGAACUCCUCAGCAGGCUGGUGUGUUGCACAGUCAUCAUCAGAGCUCUCAAGGUAUGGAAACUAAUUAAGCCUGCUAAAAAAAUUUAAAAAUAUUUUAAAACAAAUCAAAUUUUAAGAAGUUUUGCAUCCUGAAGUUAAAAGUAGGGCUUGAUUUUGUCCUCUCUCUCUCAGGUGAAAUAAGUGAUGUGAAAACUCCUAGGACUGAGGACAUGCGGCAGUGCGCCCUGUGCCAGCAAUAUGGAGACUCUGCUCCAAGUGUGAGUUUAAUUUUGCAUGUUUUCACUGCAAAGAAUAUGAAUAAAACAGAUCCAUGAAUCCACAGUCUGCUUUGUUUAAAGUGAGGUGAGUCUGUGAUAGUAAUAAAAAUACUUAAAAACGAUGUUUUUCUUACAAUCCGUGCAAACUUUAUGUCCGUAUUCUUUAGAAGCAGUACAACACAUUAAGAAGUUCAUAUAUAAUGUCUCACUUUUGAAGCUGAAAGGAUUAAAUAAUUGACAUUUUGAUGAACAAACUUUCCUCUACAGCUGUUAAAAGAUGUGUUUUCUCACCCUGACAGGACGCAGGUCGGCUGUUGUUCUUGGGUCAGAAUGAGUGGGCCCAUGUGAACUGCUGUAUUUGGUCUGCUGAGGUCUAUGAGGACAACAGUGCUCUCUUGCAAGUGCACAGUGCGGUCUCAAGAGGGCGCCACUUGGUAAGUCUUAAUCAGGGAAGAAAUUAUACGAUAAUCUGCGUUCUAGUUUCAGGUGUUGCAGCUCUGAUAUGAAAGUGUGACGACAUGUGUGACAUGAUUUCUUUCUGUGUUCAUUCCACAGCGCUGUGAUCGUUGCGGGCAGUCAGGAGCCACCGUGGGCUGCUGUCUCAACACCUGUCAGAGUAAUUUCCACUUCAUGUGCGCUCGAGCUCAGAACUGCGCGUUUCAGCGGGACAGGAAGAUUUACUGCUUCAAACACAGAGAUCUGCUCAGCUCAAAGGUGAUUCUCUUCCUCCGAGAAUAUCUUGUUUUUCCUUUCAUCAAGUUUCCUUCAUAUUAAAACUGAUAUUUGAUUUACUAAACUCUUGCAGAGGGUGUCUGGGAAAGGGUUUGAGGUGACUCGGCGAGUCUAUGUGGACUUUGAUGGGAUCAAUCUCAAGAGGAAGUUUCUCACAGGCCUCGAACCAGAAACCAUAAACAUGACUAUUGGUAAGAACUUUUGGAUGUUGUGAGUUGAAGACACUUUCAGGGUUCCUGCAAAAUUGUCAUUUCCAUACUUUACUUUUUAGAAUUAUUUUUAAAUACCUACUUUUGUAUUUUAGAAAAAAGUAUUUCCAAACUGUGGUAAUAGUCUUAAAACAUAGAUAUUUUUCCAUUCUUUUUUUUUUUUAUUUUCCAUACUUUUAAGACCUGGAAAUUGAUCUAAUUUAUUUCCAUACUUUUCAUACUUGCAUAGGAACCCUGCGGCUUUGUACAGUAAAACUCCAAAUAUCAAAUAUGAAUGAUUUCAUCCUUUUUUCCUCUCUCCCUUUAAGGCUCUCUGCAGAUUCAGAAACUUGGCGUGUUGUCAGAGCUGUCGUCUAACGGGAGGAUGCUGUAUCCUGUCGGCUAUCAGUAAGGAACAUUAGUUUUCCCACUAUGUUUUGUACUUGUGUAUACUUUGUUCAAUAACCGUUUAAAUCUAGCCCCAACUAGUGCUUUGUUAUUCCUCUAAAACAGCUUUUCACUCACAUCAGUUGAAGGUUUUCUCAUUUGCACCUCUCCCUCCCUUCUUUCUCCAGAUGUUCUCGCUUGUACUGGAGCACCUUAGACCCCCGCAGACGCUGCAAAUAUACCUGCAAGGUGACAGAAGUGAGCACGCCGCUCCCUGGUGAAGAAAAACAUCCGGUUUGGGACCCAGAGGAGAAUCACACCAUCGUCCACAGCCCAAGCCAACGAAGAGGUCAGCAGGAAUUUAUCCCCUUUUAUCUUAGUCUGGAAUUUAUGCGGAUCCUUUAAAAGUCUUCGAUUGGAUUUCUUGAAUGUUUCAGAAAGUCGUUUUUGAUUUCACAUGACUCUUUGAUAAAUGUCUGAAUAUGUGAUUAAACCUCCACUCCUGAAUAUUAUACAAUUUUCUGAUUUUUUAAUCAGAUAAUCCACUUUGUGUUUAUUAGGCUUUCAUUUUUGAAAAUGAUCAUCUGCUUAGUUUUUUCCUGCACCCUGUCUGGACUUGUCAUAGAUUUAGUCGCCUUUAUUUCCUCAAGUAAAAGUCAAGUACAGGAGAAUUAUAAUGAUGACCAGGUACUCUUGAGUUCAACUCUGUUUGUUUGAUAUCCUUUUCUUAUUUAUCAGACGCAGAGUCCCCCGAUCGUUUAAGUUCCUCAUCCAGUCCGUUAAAGUCAACCACCUCAUCACCCGACUCCAGCACAGCACUGCACAAAACACCCGGGUCCAAAAGUCCUGGCUACACACAAACCAGGAAACCAGCAGGAGGGUCAUCUCGACCUCUUCCAUCUCCAGGUAAAUAGAUAAUUUCAGGUAUUCUUUGUUAUCUUGUGCAUUUGGUCUUUCUUUUCUCCUUUUAAAUAUUUUUUUUCACUGUUUUGAGUUCUUAAUUCAAUGUGACAUCUUGAUAAAAACUUGAUUUGAUGCUUUCAGGGUCCACUCUUCCCAAACCGCAUCAUGUGCUGACACUGAGGGACCUGGAGGAUACUCGUAGACCACGCAGACUCUCAGCAAGAAGCCGCUGUAGUUCCUCCCAAUCAGACAGCGACCCGUCUACCCCUAUGACCCUCCGUUCUGGCGGCAGCGUCCACGCCAGAUGUUCCCUCUUCAGCUCCCCUCCAAGGUCAUCGAACAUAGGACCUGCCUCGCCUCCCGUGUCCAGACAAAACUCUUCAUCACCAGUCUGGGGCUCCCCAUCGGGAUCUGGUAUUUCUUUGGGCUUGUCGCCUCGGCAAGGAGCCAUCACUAACUCCCCCAGAGGGAGGCAGAACUUUAAAAUCACCACUCCAGUUUCCGCAGAGGUCCCCCAGGACUUCCUUGCAUCAUCGGAGGCAGAAGACGCAGCGGUGGCGACAACAAAUGGGAUCUCGCUAGCGCCUGAUAACUUAGAAGAGGAAGUAGCUCAUCUCAUGGCGCAGGAGCUGCCUUACACGGUGUUCGACACUGACACGGAGGUCGCGGUGGCUUCCAUGCUAAACGCUAAGCUUGAAUUCGACGAGGCUCUUCUCAACGAGACCGUAACGCUGGAAGGGCCCGGGAGAGGGGAAGUGGAAGGGGCGGUGCAGGAAGUGCUGGAGGGGAAUCAGGAGAACGACUCCGAGAGCGAAGAGUCGAGUCAUUACUUGAAGUUUUCACGCACAGUUGUGUGUGACGUCGCAAGCAGCUCAGACACCUCAGGUCAGCAUCCGCCAGCGCAGUCGAUCUCACAGUUAGACGGAGCAGACGGAGGGUCAGACAGCGAUGAAAGCGAUGCGUCGGAUGAUGAAGUUCAGGACAAAAGACGGGAAGAGUUUGAGAGGCAUACGAAUCAUAACACGCCGACCAAACAGCUGACUGUUGCUCUGAAGAGGCUCGAGUCAAUCUACACUUUGUCCAAGUCCAGAGAUGAAGAAGGACAAGCUGAGUCAGACUUUCACGUAAAUUCACCGCCGGCUGAUAUUCUCCAACCAAGCUUUGCUAAUGACGGCAUGUCGCUGCAGGAAGAAGAGGUCCUGAUGAGCUCUGAAAUGACAACAUCUCAGAGCGAAGUGCUUUUAGACUCUACAGAACAUUUUGUUUCUACUGAAAACGGCCCAGCAGUUCAGUACCGCAGUGAAAUUGACUGUAAAGAUGAGAACAGUUCAUCUGCUGACUCAGUCGAGGGAUUUAAAGAUGACUUGAAUGAUCCCGAUUACUCCCCAGAACCUAAAUCCAAAAAGUCUCCCGUAGCGCAGAUGAAAACGAUCAUCGUGAAGUCGAAGCGUUCCCCUCCAAACCUCAAACGGGUGUCCUCAAAACCGUGUCUUCCUCUGCAUGCGUCAGUUUCCUCAGCUGCGGCAUCCACUCUGUGUGCGGUCCCACACACAGUCACCUCCCCCAUCAUAAUCAACGGAUUAAACCCUCUGCCGAUUCAGCCCGGAGCUACACGGGGGAGAAGUGUCGCCAUCCGUUUGGACAACUCCAGGCCUGAAGGUCAGCAGCAGGUUAUUCAGAAUCAGGCUGCAGCCACCAGCUCGCCCCCUUCCCAGACUCCAGCUCCCGCCCCUCAGGUCCUGCUGGUCAACCGUCAAGGCCAGAUCCUCAUCAAAGACCCAAGGACAAACACUUACCAGUCACUCAGUUCUCAUUCUCCCGCUUACAGUAAAAUAAGCCAGAUAGCCAAGAUUCUGCACAGCGGAAACACGCUUCAGCGCUCCAUCCCUCGUGUCAUCUUAAAGCCCCGCCCCUCACCUUCCGUCUCAAACGUCCCUCCCUCUAAUAACACCGUCCCGCUGACCAGUCACAACACAGCAAUCGGAAGGAAAAUCGUUUUUAGGGUGCUGCCCAUGAAAAGCAGCGUGACUCAAGCUCCCGUGACUACCAUCAGGGUGCAGAGCGCUCCCGAAGCAGGUAUCUCCAACAUCGAGGAAAGCACAGCUCAGGCUAUCAUCAACAGAGCCAUGGCGACCCACCGGGAAGACCCGACGCCAAAACCGAUACCAAACAUUCUGAAAAGCACUCAGAAGGCCCGUUAUCAAAGCCCCGCCCAGUUUCAGGAGUCGGGGGAGGCGGGUUGCUCACCUGCUGCGCAGUCAGACUCCUCCAGCAGUUGCCUUAAUGAACCAGCUCUGAACCACCUUCACCACCCUGCCCCACUGCGCCAGGUGAAGGUGAAGAGGGUGUCCUCGCUGUCCGAGAGGCCCUCCAGAAAGAAGUCCAAGAUUGACUUCUUGAGGGAUCCAAACAGUGACCUGGAGGACAUUAAUGAAAGCAGGUAACGACGGAUUCAGUUCUCUUUUCACUGCAGCUUAUAAAUCUGAAUAUGAUCAUAUGUUGACGACGUCUGGAUUUGCUACAAAAUUAUUGUAAACAUCAAGAGUUUUAUUAGAAAUCACCAGAAAUGUGAACUGUGUCACUUUUUCUGCAAACAGGCAAAGUGGUGUGAGAGUGAAAGCUCCCACCAUGAAGGAUGUUCUUGAUCUGGACCAGGAGGUGAAGCCUAAUGAGCCGCAGCAGUUGAGGAUCCCAGUUUCACCUCCUGUCCCCACCAGGUUAGUUCGUCUCAAAGGCAACAACUUCAUUUAAGUAAUUCUUCUUAGUUGCGUAAAAUUAAGUUAGGGUCUAACACACCGUAACACUGAGUUAGACACCCCCUCGAGAGAUGAAUGUUGCGGACCGCUUGCUUCUGUAGUAAUACCGACUUUAGUAACGACCGCACGAUAGCAAAACACAGCAGUCUGAGUCAUAAACAAACCUCAACCAAAAAACACCUUUUGUGGAAGAGAGUAGGUGAGUUUUGUUUAUUGUCUUUGCUAAAGAAAUUAGGCAAAGUUAAAAAGAUGUUUGGUGGCUAGUACUAUGGCUGGGACCCUAUAUGUACUGUUGAUGAAGUUUGGUGCUGUUCUGAACAUUAUUUGUGGCUAUAGAGUGGAGUUUUGGUUGAGCGCGUGGCUCUCCGUAUUGCUACCGUGCGGUCCUAACUAAAGUUGGUAUUACUCGAGAAGCAAGCAGUCGGCAACAUUCAUCUCUCGAGGGGGGGUGUCUAGCUCGGUGUUACAGUAUUUAAAUUAAUUUUACGUCGGAAUAUCCCUUUAAUACUUCUGUUUUCACUCUGUUUCCUCAGACAUUCGCGGGUUGAAAGUCCACUCCCAUUUACUCAAACCAACAGUCAGAUCAAGAGUAACACACACAUGUGGGUCAGCGCUCGCCACGGAGACCUCUCUGAGUGGGGUCCUUACACAGGUAUGUAACUAAACAUUGUGGGUUUUUAAAAAAGGUGUUAAUGAAAUAAUUUUUUUUUUUACAUUGUUGGUUUAUUUUCUUCUUGCAGGUUUCAGCUCCGAGGAAGAUGCACCCGCACCCAAAUGCAAAAAGAAGACGUACAUGAACCAGCCUCAUCUUCGCUUUGAAAUCACCAGCGAUGACGGCUUCAGUGUAAAGGCCAACAGCAUAGAAGGUGAAAGCUGCUCAUUUCUUAUACUUAUUUCUUAUACUUAUGUGUUGUUUCCAGCUCUCACACUCGUCUCACCUCUCCAUUAGGUGCCUGGCGCGCGGUUAUCGACGGCGUCCUGGAAGCUCGAGCCGGCUUCCACAUGAAGCAGCUCCCCCUGAGUGUGAUGAGCGGGCCGCGGAUGCUCGGCGUCCUCCACGAUGCUGUCAUCUUCCUGCUGGAGCAGCUGCAGGGUGCGGGCAGCUGCAAACGCCAUCGCUUCCGCUUCCACCGCUGUGACGAAAUAGAGGAAGAGUUACCCAUCAAUCCCAGCGGCUGCGCUCGUUCUGAAGUCUACACACGGUACUAGACACAGAUACUUCGCCUAUUGUAUAUCUGAGAUUUUUAGAGCGUCCUGUUCUGUUUCUAACAUUUGUUUUGUGUAUUUUCUUCUUACUUCUCCCCAAUCCAGGAAAGCAACUUUUGAUAUGUUCAACUUCCUGGCAUCACAGCAUCGAGAGCUCCCUAUCGUAAUUGGUCCGUUUGAUGAAGAAGAAGAUGAAUUCCCUCUGAAGUCUUCCAGGUAAAAGGAUUAAAUACUCACUGCUUUCUUAUACCUUAGCUUUAUACCUUAACAAACAGGACUUCUAGAAACUGCCUUAAAAAGUGAUUCAGCAAACGCCAUGUCCUUGUUGUCAUCGCUCUUUCUGUGUCUCACUCUGACAGGCGAGCCACCAGCAGUGAGCUUCCCAUGGCAAUGAGAUUCAGACACCUGGAAAAAACCUCCAAAGAAGCAGUGGGGGUGUACAGGUGAUGGAAACAAAACACAUUUCAAUAUAGACCUAUAUAGAUGUAGAUGUUGUUUAAAGUGUAUUAAAACUGUUUCACGUUUCCCUCUAGAUCGGAAAUUCACGGUCGCGGCCUUUUCUGCAAGAGGAACAUUGAGGCAGGGGAGAUGGUGAUUGAGUACGCAGGCACCGUCAUCCGCGCCGUUCUGACUGAUAAGAGGGAGAAAUACUACGACAGCAAGGUCAGUCAAAGUUGUUUCUGUCGUUGAAAUCUCUCCUGUUUCAUUUUGACCUGACAAACUGGCAACAGUAGAGCGUUGAUGGGCUGAUUUUUAAUUCAAAAGGAAAAGGUGAAAGACUGUUCUUAGUUGUAUGAUCAAAUGUUAAAUUUAUAUUGAAUUUACUGAAACGGUGACAGCGAUGUUGUUCUCCAUCAGGGUAUCGGCUGCUACAUGUUCCGCAUUGACGACUUUGACGUGGUGGACGCGACCAUGCAAGGCAACGCAGCCCGAUUCAUCAACCACUCGUGCGAACCCAACUGCUACUCCCGCGUCAUCAACGUGGACGGCCGCAAGCACAUCGUCAUCUUCGCGCUGAGGAAGAUCUACCGCGGCGAAGAGCUGACGUACGACUACAAGUUCCCCAUCGAGGACGAGAACAACAAGCUGCACUGCAACUGCGGGGCGAGACGCUGCCGGCGCUUCCUGAAUUAGUACAACCGACACACUCAAACCAAGACACACCAUGUAUAAAUAGCCAUCUUAUUUAAUGCACUUGAAGUUUUCAGAGUUUGAUGAAGCCGAUUUUCGUGAAUUAGCCAUAGCAGCGAGUUCUCCAAUGCACUCAGACCGGAUUGAGUUUCAGUUUUCCCUUUUUGUUGAUUGAUUUACGACGCGUGCUAGUUUAUUUUCGUGACUGGAUUACGUCACAGAAACCAGAUUAGAGCCAUAACAAAAAGCAAUGGGUGAUUACUAUUUAUUUAAGUUUGGACUGCUGGAUUCUUGAUCUGUUAGAGAGCACAGUUCAAAUGUUACAACCACUCUGCUUUUUUGGAUUCGUGCAGUUCGACCACCGCAAACUCAACAUUCAACCAGUUCCACAGAGUCGGAUCCGUCAGUCACCUUCACUUGGACUUCAGCUUAAAAGAAGCUACAGCUGUUUUAACCAGCUCCCAAACAUUCAGACUAAAGCACCCUGAUACCAGUCUUAGAAAUAUUAGCAGGUUUCUAUUGUUAUUAUGCUGGUGAGUGUCUAUAAACAUCAGGUCACGGAUUGAAUUUGUCUGCACCUUACUUUGAAACAAUCUCCUCUGGCAGCAUCGGUGUUGCAAAAGCAGAAAAAUUUUUUACUACAAAGCAACAAAAAAAAGACAAAAACAAAAAAAAAACACGUUAACUCAAGGCACCUCCUGAUGUACGUUGUAGUGCAGCUGCAUUUUAACUUAACUCUGAAUAUAACAGAAAAUGUGAGCAGGGAAUCCAAUAUUUUAGGUGCUGGUGACAUUUAACCCCAUGUUGUAGUUUUAAUAUAGUCACCUCAAACAUUUUCAACCCUCAUGUAUUCUGUUUGAAUUUCCUGUUUUUAUUUGUGACGGCAGAUAUGCUGUGAUGUUUUUAUCCCGUCUGUCUUUAUUUGUGUUGGUUUUGUAUCUUAAGGUCUAUGAGGGACAGUUUCCUUAAUGCAGGGUUCAAAUUGAAAUAAGCGAUCUUGCUCGACACAGUCCCCCUAUACAUGCUUUUGUAUUUUUGUAUAUUUGAACAAUAAAUGUAUAUUCAACAAGCUAAUGGAAAUACACGUGUUUGACCUUUUAACUUUCCAUUUGUAAAGUGAAGGCUGACGUAGAGAAGUGAAGAGAUUGCGGAGCUACGAGAUCUUUUCGUCUUUAGUUUUUGCACUGUUUUUGCACCCUCAUUCUUGUGUUUUCUGUCUGCCACAGGUGUACUACCUCAAAACUGUUAUAAAACAAGAAUUUAUUUAAUUAUUCAACACAAUUGGAAAUUCUGCUUCUUUACUUCUGUGUUGUUCGAUCUGUAUAAUGACAACUCUUCAUUACAAACCAAACCAAAACUGUUGAACACUGACUUUUGCGAGACUAGCUGGCCACCAUGUUUUCGUGCUCGUUUCUUCUGUUUGAAAUCGCACCCAGUGAAUGGAUGUAGAUAGAGUCUUAGGGUUUAGCUUGAAGGCUGAAUGCUGAGAGGGUGUUUGUGUUUUCGGAACAAUAAUUGAAAUUCACAAAAAGUUUGUGACUUAAUCGUCUCACAGUUGAUCCUUGCCUUGUACAUAGUUGUAUAAAGAAUUUCUAAACCUGUUAAAUAUUUUUGUACCUUCAAUUUUUUAAUUUAUGUUCAAUAAAAAUUUGAAAUGUUUAAAAUUUG